This is a messenger RNA of Lecanosticta acicola, 1080 nucleotides long. The record is from the annotation of a GenBank genome assembly. NCBI's taxonomy places the organism in Eukaryota, Fungi, Ascomycota, Dothideomycetes, Mycosphaerellales, Mycosphaerellaceae.
AUGGCACAGAAUACCACUUUCAUCUUGGAUUCUCUAAUGCGCCAUGUGACACGCUUGAAACCUCAGUGGCGAUUGCACACAUCUCGAAGAUCUGGAAGGGCAGAUCGUCAUGCCUGCUUCACAACGGCUCCACGCUCUGGCGCUUUCGAACUUCCACCACAGCCGACCGCAAGCAGUGAAGAUGGCGGCCGUACCAUCCGAACUAGACAACAUACCAACAAGAGCCUUCCUUUACCACCAAUUCUGGAUCCAGUCCUGACGGAGAAUCGCGAAGGGCAUGCCGCUGCGAAGCCAACAAGCCUGAGCGAAGACGAGGGCCUAACCGAUUAUCAAAAGGCUCUUCAAGGCAAUCCAUUCGCAUGGGCACUCGCCACGCCCAUUCGACAAUGCAGUAUCACCCGCGUACGCCUCCCGAGUUACUUCUUGAUACCGUUCCAGAGUGAGCUGCCGUGGCUAGGAGCCGAGCCCGCGAAUGGGAAUACCCAACCCGCGGUGCCACGAAUCGUCCCUGCAAUUUUUGGGGUCAAGAGCAAGGCAACACAGAGUUAUGCUUUGGGCACCAGAGAAGCUAUCUCGUCACUAGCCGUCCAGGAUGGCAAGCGGCCCAGAUGGCCAGUACUGGUCAACAUAUACAUGGAGCGCUUGUAUGCUCUGCUUAUGGAAAAGCAAAUGCACAAUGUGAAGCCCCCAAAGGAAUGGCAUUGUGACACCGAGAAUCUGGUGCAGCAAGUGCGGGACCAGCUGGCUCGCGAUGUGAAGCAUUGUUUGGCGCAGUGCAUGCGCGCUCGCACGGCUGGGAAAGAUCGAGUUGUGGCCUCGCUAUCCGCCGAGGGAGAGUCCUUGCCUGAGGACCUUGCUUGCAUAGUGCGGAUAGAAAACGAGGAAUUCAAAGGUCAAGCUGAGACUCAUGCUCACUGCUUCGAGUAUAAGGUCAGCGAGAAGGAUGUUGGCAAUCUGGCCAACAGCCGCAAGCUAAAGAAGCGCGGAAUCGUCUUACGGAAGCAUGUGACAGCUACGUACGCGAUGACAGCCCUAGAAAGGUUACGCGACUUUGAGAGGACUGAUGAGCCUGGUUUGUAA